Messenger RNA from Habropoda laboriosa, 2139 nucleotides. RefSeq lists its product as uncharacterized. The record is from RefSeq and is a predicted model, not a curated record. The transcript is spliced from 3 exons. The coding region runs from base 1 to 2139 and encodes 712 amino acids. Lineage: Eukaryota; Metazoa; Arthropoda; Insecta; Hymenoptera; Apidae.
AUGGUAUUGAAACAAAGAAGGUUGCCCGACAAUAAAGAGGAUGACGACGUGAGUGUGAUUGCUGUAAUAGGAAAAGAAAACGAUCAAUCCACGAUGCAGCAGCCAGAUGAAAAAUUGGAUGAGAAACAAGAGAGGUGGCAAGUGUUCGAGUUGAGUGACGAACGAUCCAAAAUGGCCCUACGGAGGCAGCUUGAUCUUGAGGCGUUAUCGACCGAGCAGGAUAAAGUGGCAGAUGAUUACGAAGAAAUGGAUAUUUUGCAGAAGAUUCCUCCUGGGACUAUCAUAAUUAAACAGGAGAGAAAAUACAAAGGCGACAGUGAUUAUGUAAGGGAUUCGACGGAGACGAGCAGUGGUGGAUCAACUUCUGGUGGCGGGGCUAUUAAAGUCAGAAAAAUUCAUAGAGUUACGAGAAAGAAUCGUGGUCCGACGGAAAUCAGACGAAACCCCAUACGCGUAACGAAGAAGGAUUCUGACAAAGAUUUCCCCCGACCAAGACAACGUUUACUCUCCACAAAACAAAAGGAAAUGCUCCCUUAUUCCGAACUCAGUAAACGCGGAAAAUCGUCCACAAUGCCGUACAUGAACACGAGAUCCGUUACCAGAAAAAUGUACAACGUGGGAGCGACUUAUCAAGCACCUACGAUAAAGGAUGAAACAGAGUGGAAGGAAUGGCCUGUUCAUGGAAUGCACGAGAGACCAGUGUUCCAUCCUCUGGGUCUGGCUGCAGAAUAUUUGGGUCGUUAUUUUGCAAGUUUGGAUGGCUUCUCUUACCAAGAAAUAGUCGAUCGACCGGACAUAGAAGUGGUAUCUGUGGACCCACACUGUGAUUUCCUACCUUCAUCCACAGAAAAAAAACGAAUCAAGAAAACCAAGCCCAACAAAGGCUCUUCUAAUUCUAAAAAUGUUGAAACAACUUCUGUAGAGUCAUCUGAGAAGAAUAAGUCAUUUGAAAGUUGCAUGCAUGAAAGUUUCCAUUAUGUACUUGGCUACUGCUCCCAACUAAUGACUCCUACAUACAAAACCAACGUGGAAGGCAAGAUCAGCAUACUGAAUAAUAAUAUUUCCAAAGAAACAGACAAACAACCUUCAAUAAUAAGUAUCAUGGAACAGAAUUCCAAAAGUGGACAGAUGAAGAUCCAGGAAAUGGUACGGCCCUCGAAGAGUCCUUUUAUCCUGGUAAAUCCUCCAGAAAUGAAGGAUGCCCAAAUUUUAAAGCCAGUAACGAGCAAUGCAAAUAUGGUAAAAUUAGAAGACAGUUCUACCCGUGAAGAAACCUUGGGCGAACUACCAUCAGUGUUCAAGAAUGAUUUUAACGAGGAAUUAGCCGUGAAAGGGGCCCCGAAGCGAGGGAAUAAAGUAGAAUUCACUGUGAAACAGUACUUCGUGGAUAACGUGCACCAGAACAAGGUUCAAGUGGGAAAAGAAUUGAAUUCUAGCGAAAAAAAAUUACGCUACGAUACUUCUGGCAAAGAAUUAAACGUAAAAACAAUUUCUGAAGGCUUGAAUAAGACCUGGUGCACCAGUGAGGCUGCAGAAAUAGCAAAGAUCCUCUCAGAGUACAACAAGAGCACUUUAAAAAAACCAGCUAUAGAAAAUCAGAAGUUUUGCACCAGCAUGAAGAAUAUCAGGGUUAAAAAACUAUUGAAUAAAGAGGAAAAUGUGAAGCAGAAUGUUCAAAAGAGUCCUGUAGAUAGAAACAAGAACAUAACUUUCCCACAAGGAAAAUGGCGGCGCUUCCACUUGACUGUGGAGAAGCUGAAGGACAUGAAGAGCAAUUCGAACGAUAAAAGACUGCCUUCGGGUGUUCAGAACAGGCAAUCUUUGUUCAAAAUUGAUCAAACAUCGGUGGAUAACUUGUCUGAUAGAAAAGUUGAAGUUUCAAAGCAAUUGGACAUGGUUCAAAGAGCACAACCAAGCAUAAUAAGCUUAGAGAAGAAGGGAACAACUUCAACAAUGAAUAGUGAUGUAAAUGCAGCAAUGGUAAAGACACAAUCUUUGCAAGAACUAUUGGAGAACACAGCCAUGUUAUACUGUGCAGCCACUGGCGCUCAUCAAGACGAUCUAGCCAACUAUGUUGACACUUUGGAUGCUGUACAGAGCAUACAGUGGUUGGACACUUGCAACAAUUAUAUUGUAUGA